CGUCUACUUGCGGGCCCGGAUCCCUCUUCAACCUUCUGCUUUCUGGAGGGGCACCUUCAACCAGCUCCGCGGUGCACUGAUAGUGGCUCUAUUACCUCAAAAGUCUUAGUUUGGAUCCAGACACUAUCAAACACAAUGUCUUUUCUAACCAUCAGCCGGAUAGCACCUAAGCUUCUCAAUUCAAAGAAUGCCACAUCUGCCCUGGUGGCUGCCAGACAUGCCAGCGCAGCAACUAAUCUGAAGGAUAUUAUGGCAGACCUUAUCCCCAAAGAACAGACCCGGAUCAAGAACUUCAAACAGCAAUACGGAAAAACCAACAUUGGCCAAAUCACUGUUGAUAUGGUGUAUGGCGGUAUGAGGGGAAUGAAGGGGCUGGUGUAUGAGACGUCUGUGCUGGAUCCAGAUGAGGGAAUCCGGUUCCGUGGCUACAGCAUUCCAGAGUGUCAGGGUCUGCUGCCCAAGGCCCCAGGAGGGCAGGAGCCACUGCCUGAAGGUCUCUUCUGGCUGCUGAUCACAGGACAGGUGCCCACCGAAGAACAGGUCAGCUGGCUGUCCAAAGAAUGGGCGAAAAGAGCUGCUCUCCCCUCGCAUGUGGUCACCAUGUUGGACAACUUCCCCACCAACCUGCACCCCAUGUCUCAGUUCAGCGCAGCCAUCACAGCGCUCAACAGCGAGAGUGGCUUUGCACGGGCCUACUCCGAGGGGGUCCACAAGUCCAAGUACUGGGAGUUUGUCUAUGAGGACUCCAUGGACCUGAUUGCCAAGCUGCCCUGCGUCGCAGCCAAGAUCUACCGCAACUUGUACCGCGAGGGCAGCAGCAUCGGAGCCAUCGACUCCAACCUGGACUGGUCCCACAACUUCACCAACAUGCUCGGCUACAGCGACGCCCAGUUCACUGAGCUAAUGAGGCUGUACCUCACCAUUCACAGUGACCACGAGGGAGGCAAUGUCAGUGCCCACACCAGCCACUUGGUGGGCAGUGCUCUGUCUGACCCCUACCUGUCCUUCAGCGCAGCCAUGAACGGCCUGGCGGGACCUCUGCACGGACUGGCCAACCAGGAGGUGCUGGUGUGGCUGACUGCGCUGCAGAAAGAGCUGGGUGGAGAGGUGUCCGAUGAGAGAAUGAGAGACUACAUCUGGAACACACUCAAGUCUGGCAGGGUGGUGCCUGGCUAUGGCCACGCUGUGCUGAGGAAGACCGACCCACGUUAUACCUGCCAGCAGGAGUUUGCCCUGAAACACCUGCCCAAUGAUCCCCUGUUCAAGAUGGUGGCCCAGCUCUACAAGAUUGUUCCCAACGUGCUGCUGGAGCAGGGCAAGGCCAAGAACCCAUGGCCUAAUGUGGACGCCCAUAGUGGGGUGCUCCUGCAGUACUACGGCAUGACGGAGAUGAAUUACUACACAGUGCUGUUUGGCGUGUCCCGCGCCCUGGGCGUGCUGGCCCAGCUGGUGUGGAGCCGAGCGCUGGGCUUCCCCCUGGAGCGCCCCAAGUCCAUGAGCACAGAGGGACUCAUGAGUCUGGUGGGGACCAAGUCGGGCUGAUCGCACCCGCUGAGAUGGAGGGGAGGAGAGGGUGGGGGGUGGCGGUUGUAAAGGGAGAGGAAAAGUAUAUUAAAUGUAAAAUAAGUUUACUGCUGUCCUUCUCACCACCAAGGGGAAAGGGAUUCAAAGAGGCGGUGAACUGUAAAGGUCCUUUCACACAUGAGGUAAAUUCAAAUUGUCAUGCACUUUGGUGUAGAAGUCAGUCGAGUUUGCUCAACAUACUUUCUCAUUUGGAAAAUUAGAAGAAAAUGCACCAUUUUCAUUAUGGGCUCAUGUGCGUACCAUCACACGGCUGCUGGGAUUGCUUACAAUUGACCCCAAGCAUGGCAUUUGAAUUUGACUCCAAAUCGAAGAUGACUGAGGCAUUGAUUGGAACUUAAUGGGUUGAAACGCUUUGAGUUGUUUGCAGAAAAUGUAAAAAUUAUGAUCAAAAAGAAAAUGCCCCUCGCAGAAACACAUUCUUUGUCUUCUAUGCAAUCUCCCCAAAGGUCCUUCUGCCCAGGCUAUUGGUAGACCUCACUCCCAAUAUGAACACUCCAGUUGAGGUUAAAGGCCCUUCCCAAACCAUAGAGUAAAUCCAUGCGUAAUGAAACCUUUAGAUUUAUCCAGACAUAAAACACAAUUAGUAAAAAAGCUCUUGGUAUCCCCUUUCUCUCUGAACUAGUGUGUUCUUAUGACCACUUUCACCUCUAUGAUCAAAAUAACUAGAUCUUGUCUUCAUUUUACAAUGGGCUUUGUGCUUGGUGGUUGCUCUGAAGAGCAGUACAGAGUACCAAAGAAACCUGAUGGUGUACAGAAACAGUGACAUUAGAUAUUACAGUAGAGGUGUUUUUAAUGUGCUUAUGGUUGAUGCUUAAGAGCAAGCUUGAAUACAUGUGGGGUGGGUGGGUCCGUCUUUUCUCUUUGCAGGUGUAUGAUUGUAACGUUAUCCCCAGCCAACUACUCCAAAAUGAGCACUUGCUAGUUUGGAAUCCCUCAUUUAUAGCAGUAGACUCCCCAGAUUGAUUAAGUGUCCUUUUGUAUGGAGUUUUAUUUUGGGUGUUAAAUAUGUAUAAAACGAUAGUCUGUGGGUUUGCAAUGUGGUUUUAUUUAUACACUAUGUACAUAGGUAUAUAUAUAUAUAUAUAAAUGUAUAGCUUGAAUGUAUGAGCUCUACGUCAAACAUGUUGCUCCUAUAACCACAAUUACCAAGUAGAAGAACAACCUUGUGUUCCAAUCUCACUCGUCGCUGAAAGUGUGACCUGCUUUCCGAAAAUUCUCCCGUUGAUCUAAAAUUCACUGCGUCUAACCUGUGUAUAUAAGUGAUUUUUGCCUAGUUGUAUGGGCUUAGCUGGUGCAGGUGUUAGUUUUGAAUGUUUCAAGCUUGCUCUUUUGUCUGAGGUCUGUUCAGUUUCUAUCGUUUGUAGACACUCCAUUUUGUGUGUAGUAACGGCUUACUAGUCUGUACAUGUUGCUCAUUCACUUGCAGAAUUUUUAAUUUCUAUGGCUUCCUCCCCUUGCUCAGUUUCUGAUUUUGUUCUCUUCCAUAUGCUUAGUGUAUGAGGAUGUUAUUUUGAUCGUAGAGAGUGUAACGGUUGUGUGCGGUAGCUGGGAUGUAUUCACUGAGGAAAGAAUCACAACAGGAACAAACUGGGAUAGGUCAGAUGGGCAAGAGCUGCCCUGACUGAACAAAUAUCCGAAAACCUAACAAAAAUAGAAAAAACAAUAAAAGUUUUUAUUAACAAA
This is a messenger RNA of Gadus chalcogrammus (walleye pollock), 3267 nucleotides long. It is a transcript of the gene cs, whose product is annotated as citrate synthase. The transcript is spliced from 11 exons. Lineage: Eukaryota; Metazoa; Chordata; Actinopteri; Gadiformes; Gadidae. The record is from RefSeq and is a predicted model, not a curated record. Gene Ontology annotation, biological process: citrate metabolic process; tricarboxylic acid cycle; carbohydrate metabolic process. Bases 136 to 1542 code for a protein of 468 amino acids. Gene Ontology annotation, cellular component: mitochondrial matrix.